Molecule: messenger RNA, 1425 nt
Organism: Talaromyces proteolyticus
Lineage: Eukaryota; Fungi; Ascomycota; Eurotiomycetes; Eurotiales; Trichocomaceae
Product: phthalate transporter
Exons: 4
Coding region: 1-1425 (474 amino acids)
Biological process (GO): transmembrane transport
Cellular component (GO): membrane
Molecular function (GO): transmembrane transporter activity
Source: RefSeq, a predicted model, not a curated record
AUGGCAAAGGAAAAUGUCGACAGCCUGGCCCCGAGUCCUUGCUCGGAUACCAACGACGACGAGGUUUUCUCACCGGCUAGGCAAAAGCGAAUCAUUCGUCGAAUAGACGUACGACUCAUCGGAGUGCUAGCAGUCAUCUAUGUUAUCUCGCUCGUGGACCGCGUUAACAUCUCCAGCGCCGCCAUUGCCGGCCUCAACAAGGACCUACAGCUGCAAGUCGGCACUCGCUACUCCCUCAUCAUCAGCACCUUCUUCGCCGCCUACACCGUCUUCCAGCCGCUCGGCAGCGUGCUCACCAGGAAGCUCGGCCCGCGGAUCUUCCUCAGCACCAUCACCCUGCUGUGGGGUAUCGUCAUGAUUGGCACCGGCUUCGUCAACACGUGGGAGAGCCUCGCUGGCCUGCGCGUCUUGAUCGGUGUGUUUGAAGCUGGCUUGUUUCCCGGAGCCGUGUACCUCCUCAGCACCUGGUACACCCGAUUCGACAUGCAGAAGCGAUACACUGCCUUUUAUGGCCUGGCCUGCGUGGCUGGUGCCCUAGGCGGCAUCCUUGCUUUUGGCCUGUCCAAGAUGAACAAGACGGCGAAUCUGGCCGGCUGGCGAUGGAUCUUUAUCAUCGAGGGCAUCAUUUCCUGCGUCGGUGCUGUCAUCUCAUUUGCUCUCCUUGUCGGGUUCCCCGAGGAGGCUCACAAGGCAUGGAGAUUCCUCACCGUGGAAGAGCGCGACUUCAUCAUCCGUCGCGUCAACCGGGAUCGAGGGGACGCCAUCACCGAGCCCUUCUCCCUCGGCAAGUUCCUCCAACCCGCGCUCGACAUCAAGAUCUGGGUGUACGCCAUCAUAUUUUUCUGUGUCACCACCGUGGGCUACUCCAUCAACUAUUUUCUGCCCAUCAUUCUUGUCGGCAUGGGCUUCUCCGUCGCCGCAUCGCAGUGUCUCAUUGUGCCGCCGUGGAUCUUCACCGGCAUCGUCAUGUACAUCCAAGCCUGGAUUGGCGACCGCUACCGCAUCCGCGGUCCCAUCAUUGCAUUCAAUGCUGUCCUCUCCUUGAUUGGGCUUGUUCUGAUGGGAUUCGACCACUCCAACCCUGUCCGCUACUUUGGCGUAUUCAUCAUCGUGGCAGGCGCCAGUGGAAACACGCCUCCGGUCCUGACCUACCAGGCCAAUAACAUCCGCGGCCACUGGAAGCGCGCGUUUUGCAGUGCUACCUUGGUUGGCUUCGGUGGUAUUGGCGGCAUUGCCGGCGCGCUCGUCUUCAGAAGCCAGGAUAGUCCAGGUUAUUUGCCGGGCAUCUAUGCCUCAAUUGCCUGCAACAUUAUCAUUCUGAUAUGCGUGGCUGGCCUGUCUCUGUGGUUCCGAUACGCGAACAACAAGGCCAGAACCGGUCAGAAGAUCCUGGAAGGCCUGGAAGGCUUUACGUACACGCUCUAG